Molecule: messenger RNA, 345 nt
Organism: Lactuca saligna
Lineage: Eukaryota; Viridiplantae; Streptophyta; Magnoliopsida; Asterales; Asteraceae
Source: the annotation of a GenBank genome assembly
AUGAAGAGUUGUGUGGCAGAUGUGAACGCCUUACUCUACAACACUAUUGAGACUUGUGACUCUUUAAUCACGAUCACCAUGAAGAAGCAUCUGGCUGAAAAACCUCGCCCUGUGUUUGCGAUGCUCAAAAGGAUUGAAGGUGUUUCAGAGUCAAGCUCACUUCCGAAACAAGGGGGAGAUCCUGUGAAGCAAUUUAAGAAAGAAAACACAAAACAAGCCCAUACAACUGUAAAGCCACUUGUGAAGCCAAAGUCAGAAAAUGAAAUGAAGAAUAAUGAAUCUUCGGGUUCGAAAGGAAAAGAAACGAUCAAUGAUGAAAGGAUCAUUAAUGACAGUGAAGAAUAA